GAGGAAGAAGAAGAGGAGGCUGCUGCUGCUAAAUCGUUUAAGAUGUCGACUGAGGGGCAGAGAGUGGAUGACAGUCCAAGUACCAGUGGAGGCAGUUCCGAUGGAGACCAACGUGAUGGUGUUCAACAAGAACAAGAAAGAGAGCAAGUGCAACCCAAGAAAAAAGAAGGAAAGAUUUCCAGUAAGACAGCUGCUAAAUUGUCAACUAGUGCUAAAAGAAUUCAAAAAGAACUUGCAGAAAUUACAUUGGACCCUCCUCCAAACUGUAGUGCUGGACCCAAAGGAGACAACAUAUAUGAAUGGAGAUCAACUAUAUUGGGGCCCCCAGGCUCUGUGUAUGAAGGAGGGGUUUUCUUCCUUGACAUUACCUUCUCACCAGACUAUCCAUUUAAGCCACCUAAGGUUACGUUUCGGACAAGAAUCUAUCACUGUAAUAUUAACAGCCAAGGAGUGAUCUGCCUGGACAUUCUGAAAGAUAACUGGAGUCCAGCGCUCACCAUUUCCAAAGUUCUUCUCUCCAUCUGCUCACUUCUCACAGACUGCAACCCUGCUGAUCCCCUGGUUGGAAGUAUUGCCACUCAAUACAUGACUAACAGAGCAGAACACGACAGGAUGGCCAGACAGUGGACCAAGAGAUACGCCACAUAGGAACCUACUACAGAUGCUGCUGGACCUGUGCAAGCACAUUCACUAAGUGCAUCAAUAGCCCUUCCCUUCCCUUCAUUCUUAUUUUUUUAUUAAGUUUUCAACCAUUUUGUGACAAUAGGUUGUUCUUUCUUUUUUCUUUUUCAUUUUUCUUUUUUUUUUUCUUUUUUGAUUCUGUUAACUUGAAAGUCAUUUCCCUCAAAGUAGAUGGGAAUUUUUUUUUUUGUUUUCAGUGCAAAGAAUGUUGGAUCUGUACUAGUAUAGAGCUUUGUCCAAAGCUUUGUAUUAAUGUGUGUUUUUUUUUUCCUUUUACGUGGUCUUUGGGAAAACAGAAAAAUUCAAAACUUUAUCUCGUUUCUACUUAAAUGUAGUGUUUAGGGUUAAUUUUUUGUACUGAAGUCUUUAAUGGUGGGUGCAUGCUACUGGGAACAAGUUUUGUAUAAAAGCUUAAAAUCAAGAAUCACUGUGCAUUACUGAGACUCUGUUUAUCACUAGCCUUCUGUUUCCCACACAAAAGGCUAUUGGAUCGAACGAAAUAAUAUGUAUUUUGAUUUACUUAAAGUGCUUGUAAAUUUCUUAGGGACCUGCCACUUUUGACUGUGGAUCAGUUGAUGUACACUUGUAUUAUUAAAGCACUCAAUAAAACACUGUGGCUGAUAAAUUCA
Tachyglossus aculeatus (Australian echidna) is the source of this 1310-nucleotide messenger RNA. RefSeq names its product ubiquitin-conjugating enzyme E2 E2. Gene Ontology annotation, biological process: protein polyubiquitination. The transcript is spliced from 6 exons. Gene Ontology annotation, cellular component: nucleus. Bases 43 to 648 code for a protein of 201 amino acids. The record is from RefSeq and is a predicted model, not a curated record. Lineage: Eukaryota; Metazoa; Chordata; Mammalia; Monotremata; Tachyglossidae. Gene Ontology annotation, molecular function: ubiquitin conjugating enzyme activity.